GCAGCAUUCACCACACUUGUGUCUGUGUGGCCACACAGAAACAGGGAGACACAGAGGACAGAGGCCCAAACCAUUAGAGAGGCGUCUCAUUUUCUGCCUGCUCCUGCUGACUUGUUAAAUUAAUUGCAAGGCAACUAGCAGUGGACAUGGCUGGUUGUCUGCAAAGUUCCCAACUUUGUAAAAAGUGGGCAUUUUUAAAAUGCCUGCUUGUGACUUUUUCUCUCAGCUUGUGCUUUGCCUCAGUAGAUGCAGAGCCUUUUGAUCCAGCUCACCUCUAUUACCACAGGUCUGGACCUAAUGAAGACAAUAUUAUCAUCGCUAACAAUGGGAUCCGGGUGCCUUUUGGGAGGUCUGUGUUCCUGGACCCUGUGAAUGACCUGGUAACAGAAGUGCAGCCUGGUGACCGCUGCCACAUCACAGUUCUUGAUAAUGACCCACUGGCCCAGCAACCUGGGAUGUUGACCCCUAAAAAGUUCCCUUGUUCGUUUGGACCAGAUGAAGUGAAAUACACUCAUUUUGGAUCUCGGAGCCCCAGCAAGGAUCGCGUGAAGCUGCAGCUUCGUUAUGACUCCCAGACAGAAACUGUUGUCGUCCCUUUUAUGCUGGAAGUGGAGGUGGUUUUCCAACAGCUUGAGAUCCUCACCAGGAAUAUGCCUCUUAACGUUGAAAAGCUCAAUGGGGAAAGCAACGCGAUCGACAAAAAGGGUUUGGAGUUUUCCUUUGAAGAUGGUGUCACACAGUGUAAGAUCACCACUCUGGUCGGCGCUGGAGGUCUUCCCAGGUAUGGUACUCUGUUCAAUAACCCCUCCAAUGGCCAAAUGGUUGACUGUGAUGAGUUUGUGAAACAGGGCAUUCGCUACAAACACACUGCUAAAACCAAUUCGCCAAACAGAGACUAUGUUCCAAUGAUGGUAGAGCUGCAGGAUAAUGACGGUAACACUAUAAUGCAGGAGCACUUUCAGAUGAUGGUUAGAAUCAGAGAAGGUGCAGAGAACACGGCUCCUAAACCCAGCUUCGUAGCCAUGAUGAUGAUGGAGGUUGAUCAGUUUGUGAUGACAGCUAUAACAAGUGACAUGCUGGCUGCUGAAGACAUUGAAUCCGACCCAGAUGAUUUAAUCUUCAACAUUACUUCUCCUCUGAGCCCUCAGCAGGGCUACAUUAUCAGCACCGAUGAUCGGAACCUGCCAAUCACCUCCUUCUAUCAAAGGGACAUCAAAGAUCUUAAAAUAGCGUAUAAGCCACCGUCAGAGGACUCUGAGCAAGAGAGGAUUUUCCAGCUAGAGUUUGAAAUUGUAGAUACUGAUGGUACCGCGUCCGACACGUUUGCCUUCAUGAUUGUGGUAAAGCCUAUGAAUACCUUGGCUCCAGUUGCAACCAAAAAUACAGGGCAGCUAUUGUUUGAAGGACAGUCAAGAGCUCUCUCCAGCUCCCAGAAUUUAGAGAUUAGUGAUGAGGAUAACCUGGAAGAUGUGAGAAUCACAGUCGUUGAUGGCCUGAAGCACGGAGACCUGACUGUGCUCGGUACUCGCAGGAAAUUCUUUACACCUGCUGAUCUAGACGCCGGCAUUGUUGUGUACCAGCAUGACGGCAGCGACACCUACAGCGACAACAUUAUUUUUAGAAUGACCGAUGGCAGCAAUGAGGUGGAGUUUUUGUUUCCUAUCACCAUUGCUCCCACCGACGAUGAACCCCCAAUUAUUAAUGCUAACACCGGCCUGGUGCUGUUCAAGAAUGAAGUUAUGCAGAUAUCUCCCUUCAUCCUGAGCGCAACUGAUAUCGACUCAGAAGACUCCACAAUUAAGUUUGUCAUGGAAGCGCCAUACUCGACUGUAGGCGAGCUCCUUCUCAGGCAAGUAGAGCCACCGUCUGACCCGUCUCUGUGGAAGUUCAGUGAGACAGAUGAGAUGUUCGAGCAGGUGGUAACUGAGUGGUUUCAGCAGGAUAUUCUUGACGGAAAGCUGUUCUAUCGUCACGUUGGACCCCAUAGCACCACCACGGUGAUUGAUCAGUUUGUGUUCCGAGUCCAGGACGAUAAUGACCCUCCUAAUCAGUCAGGUGAGCACAUGUUUACCAUCAAAAUCCACCCUGUUGACGAUCUAGCUCCUGAGCUUCUCCCAGGCACCAUCCUUCACAUGACAGUCCAGGAAUAUGAGCUCACGUACUUUAGGAAGAAGUUUUUGUGUUAUACUGAUCUGGAUUCAGAUGACAGAGACCUGAAGUACACCAUCACUAAGCCUCCAACUGACACGGAUGAGAACAAUCCAGCUCCCUUGGGCAAUAUUGUGCUGACUGACAACCCUGACACUGUAAUUACAGAGUUUACACAAGCACAGGUUAAUCACCACAAAGUAGCUUACAAGCCUCCAGACCAGGAACUGGGCAUCACUCCAAAAGUAGCUCAGUUCACAUUCACUGUGGAAGACACAGCUGGUAACACAGCAGAUGGACUUUUCACCAUCUUCCUGCAGCCAGUUGACAACAAACCCCCAUUUAUUACCAACGCAGGGUUUACAGUCAUGGAAAGAAGCCCAUAUAUUAUUACUAGAAAAGAGGUAUAUGCCACCGACACAGACACAGAGGAUGAAAAUAUCAUCUUUACUGUUACCCAGGUCCCUCGAUACGGGCUGCUGCAGUAUUUAGGAAUUGACAUGUCAAAUGGGGAAACCUUUGUGCUUGAAGAUAUUGAAAAUGGCCGCUUAAGUUACAUUCACAGUGGACAGGAAUCCCUCAUUGACGUCAUUAAACUUGUUGUAAGUGACGGUUUCCACGAGGUACCCAUUAGCAUCAAGAUCUCCAUUGAGCCGGUUGAUGAUGAGAUCCCCACAAUUAUGGUCCCGGAUGGCCUCCUCGGAGCCUCCCUGGACGUACUGGAGAACGGAGCCACGGAGAUCACAAGUAAGGUCAUCCAGGGUCGCGAUGAGGACACAGAUGACCUCAUGCUCACUUUCAUUGUUGAAGAACCACCGAGACUGGGUGAAAUCUUGGUUAAUGGUGCUCCUGCUGAGAGGUUCACCCAGGAGGACAUCAUUAACGGGGCAGUGGUGUACGCUCACACGUCGGGAGAAAUUGGCCCGGUCAGAGCAUACGACUCCUUCAAUCUUACUCUGUCCGAUAUGUCAGAUCAGUGGGUCGUUGGCGGCAACAAAGUCCAAGGUGUAACAGUUCAUGUCACCAUCCUUCCUGUUGACAGCAUUCCCCCUAUUGUCAUUGUUGAACAGCAGUUUGUUGUUGUGGAGGGGGAGAAGAAUGUUAUCACAGUGAACCACAUUCAAGCUGAGGAUGUUGACACCAAUGACGAUGAUAUCUUGUGCACUGUUAUUGUCCAGCCGACGUCUGGUUAUGUGGAGAACAUCUCUCCAGCCACAGGUUCUGAGAAAUCAAGAGCUGGGACAGCCAUCACUGCCUUUACCAUUAAAGAUAUCGCCCUUGGUCACAUCCACUAUGUCCAAAGCAUCCACAAAGGGGUUGAACCUGUCGAAGAUCGUUUUACCUUCCGCUGCUCGGAUGGUAUUAAUUUCUCUGAACGCCACUUCUUCCCCAUAGUCAUCCUGCCAGCCAAUGACGAGAAGCCUGAGAUUUUCAUCCGUGAAUUUGUAGUAAUGGAAGGCAUGAGUUUGGUUAUCGACACACCAAUUCUGAAUGGAGCUGAUGCCGACAUCCCCGGGGAUGAGCUGCACUUUGAGAUCAUCAAAAACCCAAAACAUGGCACAAUAGUUCAGCAGCUCAGCACUGGCACCAUCCCUGUUGAUCAGUUCAGCCUGGAGCAGAUCAAAGAAUCAUCCAGCAUUGUCUACGAACACGACGACUCUGAGACUAAAGAAGAUAGCUUUGAGGUCAGGCUAUCUGACGGCAAACACAAAGUGGAAAAAACGGUUCUCAUCAUGGUUAUUCCCGUUGAUGAUGAAACUCCGCGAAUGGCUAUCAACGAUGGUCUUGAUGUUGAGAUCGGAGAGACAAAAGUCAUCAGCAACAGAGUUUUAAAGGCAACAGACCUUGACUCCGAAGACAAAGAACUUACAUACGUUGUGCGAUAUGGCCCUGGACAAGGCUACCUCCAGCGUAUCAGCAAAUUUGGUGAUGUUCUGGGAAACAUCACCCUGGGAAUGAAUUUCACACAAGACGAAGUCGACAAACAACUCAUUCAGUACGUGCACACGGGACAGGAGGGAAUCCGUGACUUACUGAAAUUUGACGUCACAGAUGGUAUCAAUCCACUCAUUGACCGUUACUUUUACAUCAACAUCGGGAGCAUUGACAUGGUUUUCCCAGAUGUCAUCAACAAAGGUGUGACGCUCAAAGAAGGAGGAAAAGUAACUCUUACGACUGACCUCCUCAGCACCAGUGACAUCAACAGUCCUGAUGAAUUCCUCAGCUUUAGCAUCACAAGAGCACCCAGUAGAGGACACUUGGAGAGCACUGACUACCCAGGUGUUCCCAUUUCCACCUUUACCCAACUGCAGCUUGCCGGUAAUAAGAUCUACUACAUCCACACCUCUGAUGAUGAGAUGAAAAUGGACAGCUUUGAGUUUGAGGUGACAGAUGGCUAUAAUCCUGUCUUCCGAACCUUCAGAGUGUCCAUCACUGAUGUAGAUAAUAAGAAACCAGUCUUGACUAUAAAUAAGCUGGUCGUGGAGGAGGGGGAAACCAAGCUGAUUACACCGUUUGAGCUGACAGCCGAGGAUCGGGACACCUCAGACAACCUGUUGCGCUUCAUAGUCACCCAGGUCCCUGUACACGGCCAGCUGGUUUUCAACAGAACCCAACCAAUCACAACCUUUACCAAGCAGGACCUGAACGAGAACCUUAUCAGCUAUAAGCACGAUGGCACUGAGACCAAUGAAGACAGCUUCUCAUUCACUGUCACAGAUGGAACUCACACUGAUUUUUAUGUCUUUCCCGACACCGUGUUUGAGACACGCAAGCCCCAAAUGAUGACCAUUCACAUCAACACCGUGGACAACGGCGUGCCGCAGAUUGUGGUUAACAAGGCCGCUGCCUCACUGAAAGUCCUCCAAUCGGGGCACCUGGGCUUCCUGUUCACCAGCAAGGUCCUUCGAUCGGAGGACAGAGACAGUCAGCAAAAGGUCCUGAAGUAUACAGUGUCUGAGGCUCCCCUGCAUGGCUACAUCAUGAACACUGCGCUGGGCAAUGACAGCAUCACGACCUUCACACAAGCUGAUAUCAAUGACAUGAAGAUCUGUUAUGUGCUGCUGGAUGGGAGCAACGCCACAAGUGACAUCCUCUACUUCACAGUGGAAGACAACGGUGGAAAUAAACUAAAACCUCAGCCAUUCCGACUCAAUUGGGCCUGGAUCUCCCUGGAGAGGGAAUACUAUUUGGUGGACGAGGACGCCAAAUUCCUGGAGGUGACGCUGAAACGCAGAGGCUACCUGGGAGAAACCUCCUUUAUCAGUAUUGCAACCAAGGACGGCACUGCUAAGAAGGACAAAGACUUCCGUGGUAAAGCCCAGAAGCAGGUCCAGUUCAACCCGGGUCAGACUACAGCAACCUGGAAGGUGAAGAUCUUCACAGACCAAGAGUUUGAGACGUCAGAGACCUUUGAGAUCCAGCUGUCAGACCCAGUCAUGGCCGUGCUGGAGUUUCCCGACACUGCAACAGUGGAGAUUGUGGACCCUGGAGACGAGUCGACUGUCUUCAUUCCUCAAGCAGAAUAUAAGAUAGAGGAGGACACCGGAGAGCUGUUGGUGCCGGUCAUUCGUUCAGGAGAUGCCAGCCAGGAACUAAUGGUGGUUUGUUACACUCAGCAAGCCACGGCCACCGGCACCAUACCCAGCACCGUCCUGUCCUACUCCGACUACAUCACCCGGCCAGAGGACCACACCAGCGUGCUGCGCUUUGACAAGGACGAGCGAGAAAAGGUCUGCCGCAUCAUUAUCAUUGACGACUCCCUGUACGAGGAGGAGGAGAGCUUCAACGUCACCCUCAGCAUGCCCAUGGGCGGCCAGGUGGGCGCUAACUUCCCGACAGCCAGAGUCGUCAUCCUGGCAGACAGCGAUGACGAGCCUUCACUCUACUUUGGGGAGCCUGAGUAUUUCGUGGACGAGAGUUUAGGGUAUGUUGAGGUGAAGGUCUGGAGGACAGGUACCGAUUUGUCCAAGACUGCCACUGUCACCGUGCGUUCCCGGAAGAGCGAUCCUGUUUCUGCUGAAGCUGGACUCGACUACGUUGGUAUUAGUCGCAACCUGGACUUUGCACCUGGGGUGACGAUGCAGACGUUUAGAGUGACCAUCCUUGACGACCUGGGUCAGCCAGAGCUGGAGGGGCUGGAGACCUUUGACCUUGUACUACGGAUGCCCAUGAACGCUGUGUUAGGAGAACCAAGCAAGACGACCAUCACCAUCAAUGAUACUAUCACUGACCUGCCAAAGGUUCAGUUUAAAGAAGGAAGCUACAAGGUGGAUGAGUCAGACAAGGAGGUAAAAGCCAUGGUGUACCGCAGUGGAGACAUCAGCAUCAGCUCCACUGUGCGUUGUUACACUCGCCAAGGCUCCGCACAGGUUAUGAUGGAUUACAACGAGAGGCCCAACACUGACGCAUCCAUCAUCACUUUUCUGCCAGGUGAGACCGAGAAGCCGUGUAUCGUGAGCCUGGUGGACGACUCCGUCCACGAAGAGGACGAGGAGUUCCGCUUGUUGCUGGGGACUCCCAAGAGCAAGUCUCCGUAUGGAGCCACCAUUGGGGAGCAGAAGGAAACGCUGGUCACCGUCACAGAUGAGAAAGACAAGCCUAUCAUCCGUUUCUCUGAGAUCAAGUACAGUGUCCGUGAACCGCAGGUCAAAGGUGAUAUGGCAAUUGUAAAGAUUCCCAUCCUGCGUACCGGAGACACUUCAAAGGUGUCAGUAGUGAGAGUGCACACAAAAGAUGGCUCUGCAACCUCGGGAGAAGACUAUAACCCAAUGUCAGAGGAUGUGGAGUUCAAGGAGGGCGAAAAGGAGCACUUUGUGGAGAUUGAGAUUCUGUACGACGGCGAGAGAGAGAUGAGAGAGGCCUUCACCGUGCACAUGAAGCCCGACGACAACAUGGUGGCUGAAAUACAGAUGAACAAGGCUAUUGUGUACAUCGAAGAGAUGGACAGUGUAGCGGACGUUACCUUCCCUGCAGUGCCCCAGGUGGUGUCCCUGCUCAUGUAUGACGACACAGAUAAAACCAAAGACAGGCCGUACCCGCCCAAUGGAUACCCCGUUGUUUGCGUGACGGCCUGCAACCCCAAGUACCACGACUUUGAUAAAACAGGCUCCAUCUGCUCUGCGGAGAACAUCAACGACACUCUCACCCAGUACCGCUGGCUGGUCAGCGCUCCCACUGGAUCGGAUGGAGUGACCAGCCCCAUGAGGGAGGUGGACACAAAUACUUUCUUCACCAACACCAAGUCCAUCACUUUGGACUCAGUCUACUUCCAAGCUGGCUCCAGGGUUCAGUGUGCUGCAAGGGCCUUCAACUCAAAAGGCGAUGCUGGCUUGGAACUGUCCAGUCCCAUCGUCGUGAUCAGCAAAGAGGAGGGUAUGUGCCAGCCUCGUAUUACAGGAACCGUUGGAGCUGAGCCUUUCUCUGCUAAGAUCCGUUACACAGGCCCUGAUGAUCCAGACUUCCCCAACCUCAUCAAACUGACGGUCAACAUGCCUCACAUGGAUGGCAUGUUGCCGGUGAUCUCCACAAGGCCUCUGUCCAACUUUGAGCUCACCCUAAGUCCAGAUGGAACACGAGUGGGCAACCACCGCUGCUCCAACCUGCUGGACUUCAAUGAGAUCCAGACCGGACAUGGCUUCAUCACGGACGCAACAAAGAACCCCGAAAUUAUUGGGGAGACUUCGCCCUACCAGUACAACGCUAUCAUGCGCUCAUCGAACUCUCUGCGCUUCUACAGGAACCUCAACUUGGAGGCCUGUCUCUGGGAGUUCACCAGCUACUACGACAUGUCAGAGCUGCUGAAUGACUGUGGAGGCUCCAUAGGCACAGAUGGCCAGGUGCUGAACCUGGUCCAGUCCUACGUCACCCUGCGGGUUCCUCUGUUUGUGUCCUACGUCUUCCACUCUCCUGUGGCUGUCGGAGGCUGGCAGCACUUUGACCUGCAGUCGGAGCUCAAACUCACCUUUGUGUAUGACACAGCUAUUCUGUGGCAGGAUGGGAUUGGCAGUCCGCCCGAAGCUGAACUUCAAGGAGCCAUGUACCCCACCAGUAUGCGUAUAAAUGAGGAGGGCCGCCUUGUGGUCAACUUCAAGACAGAGGCACGCUUCAGGGGACAGUUUGUUAUGUCCCAUCCAGGAACCAGCGUGUCGUCCAUGGUGAUGUGUGCCGACCACUCUGGGCUCACGUUCACUCUUGCUCUGGUCCGAACUGAGCCCACGUACAACCAGCCCAUGCAGCAGUGGAGCUUUGUCUCCGAUUUUGCCGUGAGAGACUACUCAGGGACCUACACUGUGAAGUUAAUUCCCUGUAUUGCAUCCCCCACUGGGGAGUUCAGCAUCCCUCCCGUCUGCCACCCUAGAGAGCCACUUACUUUUGACAUGGACAUUCGCUUCCAGCAGGUGAGCGACCCGGUGGCGGCUGAGUUCAGCCUCAACACUCAGAUGUUCCUGCUCUCCAAGAGGGAGUUGUGGUUGUCUGAUGGCUCCAUGUCUUUUGGGGAAGGGACGGAUGCCGCUUUUUCAGAAGGCUCCAUGAUUUACGGGCGUGUGAUGGUGGACCCAGUCCAGAACCUGGGUGACUCCUUCUCCUGCAGCAUUGAGAAGGUGUUCCUCUGCACUGGGGCAGAUGGCUACGUUCCCAAAUACAACCCCACUAACAAGGAGUAUGGCUGCCUGGCAGAUGCCCCCUCUCUGCUGUACAGAUUCAAGAUCCUGGACAAAGCCCAACCAGAGACUCAAGCUACAGCAUUUGGUGCUGUUUCAUUUGAGGCCACACUGGCUCAAGACACACCUGGAGCUCUGUCUUUGGUCAAGCAACCAGGCUCAGAUGGCUUCACGCUGUCGUCCUCUCCGCUUUUCCAGGUGGCUGCUGGUCGAGAGUGGUUCAUCCACACCAUCUACACUGUGCGCUCCAAAGAAAACGCCAACCGCAACAUUGGCAAGCGCAGUGUGGAGUACCUCCACCACAGCGUCUCCUCCGUCGAGCAGCCCCACGGCUCCAACGUGGCCCCCCGCCACCGUCGCGCUGCCCCCACUUUCUCCGGUCCUCCCGUCGCCCAGGACAUUGGCAUCGAAAACAACCGGGGCACCAACAUCCAGCACAUUGCUCUGGACAGAACAGACCGCAUGGUGGUCAGCCAGCGCCAGCCCUGGUCCCCCAACCGCGACGCUCUCCUGGAGCGCCCCCUGCUGGAGAGUUCGGGCAGGGAGCCGGCCGACACCUCCUUCCUGCCCAUGCUGGUGGGCAUCGCAGGCCUGAUCCUCCUCAUCUGCCUCGUCGCCGUCAUUGUCAUUCUGCUGCUGAGGCGCAAGAAGCGGGAAAAGAAGAACCAGUUCCCCCCUUACACCACCUCUUCUUCCUCCGCCUACGCCGGCUUCAGCCAAGGCCCGGUGGGUAUGUGGGGCAGUUCAGACAGCUCUGAGGUCUAACUGUUGUCCCUGCUCCCCCUCAAACAUCUGCCCCGUUAUAAAAAAAAAGAAAAAAGACUAUAACAGUCUCCACCACUGUGCCUUUAAUGCCCGACUUGAGUAGCACUGAUCAGAGCCCGGUACAACCUGUGGACAGCAAACAAUGUCAAUGCUUGGGCUUACGUGCAGAGAAUGUACCAGAGUUUUGAGGCUUACUGAGCUCUGAUGAUGGUUAGUUUUCACUGUAAUGUACUGUAGGGUUAUGCCUAUUGAGAAUCAUGGAUAUAUGUAGAAGUCCCUUUAAAAAUGAUAUUCACCCAGUGCGUUGGUUGCCAAGUUUUUGCUCUUCAUGCAGUUCGCAAUUUUAAAAAAUGCAUUUUUUGAGUAAAUGGCUACCUUGUUUAAAUUUCAAAAAAAUCACUAUGUUCAUUCUUUAAAAAUACGUUUUUUUUUUUUUUAUUUCUGUACCUCACUGUGUUCGUUAUUGUUUUGUGGAGAUUAAAAACAGACCGAAUGUUAGUUGACCUCAAUGAAUGAUAUUUUGAUAUUGAUAUUUUUCUUGUAGUAUACCUGCCCACUGCUGAUAGCAGCCCCAUGAUGGCGUCAUUGAAAAGGAUUGUAGAUUGUAUGUCUUCAGAAUAUGGCAACUCACUUUUUUUUUUUUAGAUAAAUGUGGCUGAAAUCAGAUGCAAACCUGUCUGUGUACAUACCGAUGUAGGACUAUUAUUAAAAAGAAAAAGGAAAAAAAAAAAAAGGUAUUACUACACCCUGGUGAAACUUGAACAGAUAUGAACUCUUUCUGGUUUGUUGAUCAAGUCCUGAAAAAAAAAACUUUUACUUUUUCCUUCCACAGUUAUAAUCUAAUGUGCCAACUGUUAGCGGACGUGUAUGGCUGUUUCAUUUUUGUGACAAUUGAAAACGUUUGGAUGUAUGUUCACUUAAACUGCCAAAUAUAAAUGUAUUUUUCUCUUUUGGAA
Molecule: messenger RNA, 10531 nt
Organism: Mugil cephalus (flathead mullet)
Lineage: Eukaryota; Metazoa; Chordata; Actinopteri; Mugiliformes; Mugilidae
Gene: frem3
Product: Fras1 related extracellular matrix 3
Exons: 24
Coding region: 147-9575 (3142 amino acids)
Biological process (GO): cell communication
Cellular component (GO): membrane
Source: RefSeq, a predicted model, not a curated record